This is a messenger RNA of Erigeron canadensis, 1963 nucleotides long. RefSeq names its product zinc finger protein CONSTANS-LIKE 9-like. The transcript has 5 exons. NCBI's taxonomy places the organism in Eukaryota, Viridiplantae, Streptophyta, Magnoliopsida, Asterales, Asteraceae. Bases 225 to 1352 code for a protein of 375 amino acids. The record is from RefSeq and is a predicted model, not a curated record. Gene Ontology annotation, molecular function: protein binding; zinc ion binding.
UCAAAAUAUCUUACACACCAACACCUACCUCACACUCACCCGUGAGAUGAGAUAUUAACAAGAAAGAAAGAAAAAAAAAAAGUCUUAAACAUAUCUCUUACCAUUUUAGGGUUUUCAAAGGCCAGCCAACAAAAUCUAUCAGAAAUUUACAUACUUUUUGAUUUGUUAGUUUUACAAGUUGGGUUCUUGAUAUAUAACUAAGUUUGAUUUGGGUUUUGAAAGAAAUGGGAUUUAAUUGCGAUUAUUGCCGUGAGGCAAGAUCAAUGGUGUAUUGUAGAUCAGAUGAAGCUUACUUGUGUUUAUCGUGUGAUCGUAAUAUUCAUUCUGCAAACGCGUUAUCUAAAAGACAUUCAAGAACACUUGUAUGCGAUAAAUGCAAUUCACAACCAGCAUUUGUUAGAUGUGUUGAGGAAAAACUGUCACUUUGUCAGAAUUGUGAUUGGGAGUGUCACAAUGGGUCUAAUUCAGAUUCCAGUUCGCAUAGUCGACAAACAUUGAAUUGCUACUCUGGCUGCCCAUCUGCAGCUGAAUUAUCUUCAAUAUGGUCUUUUAUGUCUGAUUCUGGUAUAGAUUCCACUUGUGAGCAGGAAAUGGGGUUAAUGAGCAUCGUGGACUCCAAAAAUGAUCAAGCUUUGCCGGUGGCAAUUGGAGAUAAUGAUUUGCAAAAACAAGCUGAUCCAAAAGAUUUGUCUAUGUUGAAGAUGUCAUCUACUAAAGGGAGUGAACUGUUCAUGGAUGAUGGGUUCUAUGAUGACUUCAAUAUGGAUGAGGUUGACUCAAGCAUUGAGAAAUAUGAGGUUCUGUUUGGUGAUGGGCAUAAUGACCCGGAACAUCUUUUUGCAAAAGAUGGGAUCGAUAGCUUAUUUGGUACUAAAGAAAUGUGUGCUGCUGAAUCCAUUUGUCACGGUGCAUAUGCUGCCAAGGAGUCUUCGACUGGACAUGGACAUGGAAUACAACCCGCUUGCAGUAAUGGAGCAUCGGCUGAUUCUCUAAGGAGCUGUAAAACUGAACCAAACCCUUGUUAUGGGAGACAACUCUCUAAUAUAUCAUUUUCAAGUCUUACUGGGGAGAGUACUGCUGCUGAUUAUCAAGACUGUGGAGCUUCAUCUAUGCUUCUCAUGGGUGAGCCACCCUGGAGCACCCCAGCUCAUGAUAGCACCACUCCUGCAGGUAUCAGGAACGAUGCAGUCCUUCGUUAUAAGGAAAAAAAGAAGAACCGCAAAUUCGACAAGAGAGUAAGGUAUGCUACACGAAAGGCAAGAGCAGAUGUAAGAAAGCGUGUGAAAGGGCGUUUUGUAAAGGCUGGUGAUGCUUAUGAUUAUGAUCCCAUGAGUCAAACCAGAAGCUACUAAGAGUAUAUACAUUUUCUUGAUCAUAUGCCUAAGGAAAGUUAUGAUAUCAUAUAAUAUCUAAUCUUAAAAAGAUUACUUCCUAAAGCAAUGAUAUCAUACAUUUCUUGAUCAUAUCCCUGUGUCUCAGGAUAUUUUCAUGUUGUCAGCUGGAUUGAAGACAGUAGAGCGUGUAUUUCACCAACUGACCAACGGGAAAUAAAGACUUCGCAUCAAGGAUCGGAUCUUGACAUGAUGUGCCAAACGAACAGGACUAACCACCGGAGCAAAAAUGCAUUAAUCUGCUCCCAUUCUUACAAAUCAUAUCACUGGUUAAAUCUUGGUAUUAUGAACAAGAAACCUACUUGGCAUGUCCAGAGAUGAUGAUCCUUGUGAUAUUGCAUGUAGUUAUUGAUGUAUGUCAUAAGCAACACAACAGGUGAUGAUGGAGAACAUAAUUUUUUAUAAUAAUUUGGUAUGUACAAAAAGGAGAUAUCUUUGUAAACGUUGCGUAAACUAGGAUUUGAUUGCAACGUUUUUUGUAGUUCGUCUGGAUUAUAUGUUAUGCAUCCAGCAUCUUGUAGCGUUUUUUAGAUGGUUCAACUUUUCUGUACAUUUUGCUGUUCAUUUUUUUA